This is a messenger RNA of Styela clava, 342 nucleotides long. The record is from RefSeq and is a predicted model, not a curated record. Lineage: Eukaryota; Metazoa; Chordata; Ascidiacea; Stolidobranchia; Styelidae.
AUGAGCGAUAUAUACAUCGUAGACGGUGAGGAACUUAUAUCUAAUCCUGCUAAAGUCAUAAAAGAGGUUCAAGACUUUCUUCACAUUCCAGAGUUUGUUUUACCAGAAAAUAUUCAAAAAGGACCGUCAGGGUUUUCUUGCUUUGCCAAACCUUUAGUAGUGGAAAGAAACGGCGUUUUAGUCGCAGGAACAGCACGUACUUCUUGUAUGACUGGAAAGGGAAGGACUAGAAAAGGAGCAUGGGGUAUCGCGAACCCGGAAUAUAUGGAAAAACUUCGCUUAUUUUUUGCACCAUUCAAUGAAAAACUAUAUAAACUACUCGAUCGUAGAUUUAAUUGGUGA